Molecule: messenger RNA, 3292 nt
Organism: Dunckerocampus dactyliophorus (ringed pipefish)
Lineage: Eukaryota; Metazoa; Chordata; Actinopteri; Syngnathiformes; Syngnathidae
Product: DDRGK domain-containing protein 1-like
Exons: 8
Coding region: 108-1016 (302 amino acids)
Source: RefSeq, a predicted model, not a curated record
UGUCAGCUGCUGACGUAAAGGCUAAAAAGAAACAACAUGCGAGGUUGAUUUUAUGUAUACACGCAUGAUACAAUCGUUUUGAAGGUGUAUAAAACUGUAAAGCGGCCAUGGAUGUAGAACUAUAUUUGAUAGCUGCUUCCAUCCUCGCGGUCCUGAUAUUUUUCGCUGUGAAGUUGCGGAAAAAGACGCAGGAAGCUGAUAGAGAGAAUGAGCAAGCUGUUGUCAGAGCUGCAGGUGUUCGCCAUCGUGCAGUUGUGGAGGAGCGAGGCGCUGGAAUGCCUCGUAGGAGGAGAAACCUUGCAGCAGUGAUGGCCAACAGGCGACCACAGAGGGAAGCAGAGGAGCUCGAAGAGGAGCGAGAAGAGCAGCAGCAGGGGGAAGAGGAAGAUGAGCCAGAACCACAGACCUUUCAGCCAAGUGCAAAAAUUGGGGCUAAAAAGCAAAAGAAGCUGGAGGAGAAACAGGCCAAGAAAGCCCAGAGAGAGGCAGAGAUGGAGGAGCGUGAAGAAAGGAGGAGGAUGCAGGAACUAAGAGAGCAGGAGAGACAGCAGCAGGAGGAGAAAGAGAGACUGCUGGAAGAGAAACAGGAGGAGGAGCAGCGGCGGGCCAAAGAAGAGCAGGAGAGACGAGAGGAGGAGGAGUACCUAAGGCUCAAAGCCUCUUUUGUAGUAGAAGACCAGGGCGAGGAGGAAGAGCUCUCUGAAGACCAGUCACGCAACCUACUCCAAGAAUUCAUACAUUACAUAGAGAGCUCUAAAGUUGUUCUACUAGAAGACUUAGCCUCUCAUUUUGGGAUGAGAACACAGGAUGCCAUUGGUAGACUGCAGGAUCUGCUAGCAGAAGGCUCUCUCACAGGGGUAAUUGAUGACAGGGGGAAGUUCAUUUCCAUCACUCCAGCGGAACUGGAUUCUGUGGCUCAGUUCAUAAAACAAAGAGGCAGGGUUUCCAUCACGGUGCUGGCCAAGGCCAGUAACUCUUUGAUCAAUCUGACUCCAGUGAUCCGUAGCACAACCUGAGAACAGGACUUGAUCUGCUGCUGAAUAUUCGAUUGGUCUACAGUGAUCUCACACCUUUGUGCAGGGCUUGAGCAGAGUUUUAUGUUUAAAUCAGUUCUGUGGUUUGUUAGCGCCACUGUCUUUGUCUUACCUAAAAAGAGCAACAUUUUCCUGAAGCUGCACAAGGUACAGUAUCAUGGACCUUCUAGCCCAACCUUGUUGCUGUCAUGCAACUUAACCCUUUCAAUUAUUCCUCAAGACUUAAUGCAAUGUACCAAACAUUUGUCAAAAAGAUUUUGGCCAUCGCAGCCUUUCUUUUUGGAGAGAUUUUCAGGACAUAUCAUUUUUUUAAAUUAAAAAAACAAGAGUCCAGUUUCAUGUGCUCCUUUAGGAGUACUUUUUUGUCUUCUAAUUUCUUGAUGUUCUUGCUCAGUAAAGACAUUUUUUCUUUCUUUAAUCACAUCAUUUGAGUCCAUUCAGGCACCAUUUUCAGACAGGUGUCUGCUGCAUUUCAUCCUGUGAUUUCUGAUCCUCUUUUCCCUUCGUUAACUCCCAUGUGGAGGUGGCUCCUCGAUCCUGAAAGCACAAGAACAGUCCAUCAGUGUAACCAUAUCUGGGUUGCAACUACCUGGUCCCUCACCUUUAUAAGCACGCCAAGAGGUGCCAGGUUAUUCCUUAGAUCAUCACUGGCUUUAAGGAGGGGGAUUCUUUCUGGAUAAAGUGCUGGCUUCUUGGAAGUAGUCGUUUGUUGGGCGAGAGCAAAUGCUCUGACUUCACUUCGGAAUUGAGUCAGUUGAUCGACGACAGCCUGGAGGCUUCCAGAGUGGCUCAUCACCUCAGUCUCCUGCAUGUACAGUACAGACGUGUAUAUGACUCCUGUUGUAUUGGUUGGUUCCAUGUGCAUGCUUACCUUGCUGUGAAACGGUUCAAUCCCAAACACGUCCAAGAUGUCUCUGAUAUAGGCCGUCAUGGCUCCAAACACUGCUGGACUUCUAUCUGCUCCAGCAGACUGAGACAAAACAGUCAAUAUGUCAGUGAAAUUAGCUGCUGUGAUGUCUGUCAUGUACGCCGAGUACUACUUAAGCUUAUGUAAGAAUUAGUGUGUAAGAUGUUACAGAGGAAAUGGGCUGUAGCUGGCAGUUUCCAUGGUAAACCAAAUCCAUGAUGGCACUCAUAGCUCGAGGGGUGUCAAAGUCAUCAGCCAGAGCGGCUGUCACGUGAGCUUUUGUCUGAGCCAACCUGACGUGAAGAAAGAUCAGACAGAAAUGUCAUGGAAUCACAGCAAAUUACAAAGUCCUUCCAUAAAAUGAAAAAACAAAACCACCUCUCCCAGAGAAACGCAUCCUGCACUGGCAAACACUGCAGCUGGCCCUUCAUGUACGACUGAGCAUCACUAAAGAAGUUAGAGAUUGUUGCCAGGGAGAUCCGAGCUUCCGACAUGCUGCUGUUGCUGUAGUCAAUAGCUAUGAAGACAUUACAGAGCAGCCUCUUAACACCAAGCUGCAGCAAUAAGCAUGUUCCGUGUUGUGUACAGGUGGAACAAACCUGAUCUAUAUUUGGUCAAGAGGCAGAACAUCCGGAACUCAUUGGCUGAGUGAGACUGUAGGAAGUCCUAUGGAAUGAAAACUAAAUAUUUAUCACACCCAUGACAGUAAGGAAUCUUACACAGUGGAGAAAAUAAGUAGUUGAUCUCCUGCUGAUUUUGUAAACUUAACCCAUCACAAGAAGAUGAAAAGUCUAGAACUUUUAUGUUAUUGUGAAAACAUUAAAUAAAGGUUGUAAAUUAUUAUGUAUUUGAUCAUCGAGGGAAAGGCUUCUUGAGACGUCAUCUGUACUUCAUCUCUCCACCACCAUAUGCAAGUCCUGUCACAGGGCGCAGUUGUCGACCUUUGGCGAGAAAAUUAUUAUUGGCAAAUAAUUAAAAAAUGGAAGAAAUACAAGCUACCAGUCUAGCUCCCUUGCUUUGGAGCUCAAUGGAAGAUUUCACCUGGUGGGGUAAAGAGGAUUCUGAGAAAGGUGAUUUGCAAAAUCAGCAAUACUUAUUUUCUCCAUUGUAUGCAAGCAAGGUGGGAGAUGGUGAAUUGGAUGAAUGCUGAGUCAGAAAUGUUGAAAGGUCUACUCUGUAAAUGAUCAACCAAAUGUGUAGUAUUCAAUCAGUUUUUUCAGGAUGAUGAUGCAAGUUACCUUGAUGGUGAUGUAGUUCUUCAGAGAUUUAGACAUUUUCUCUGCACUGCCUUUGAGAUGUAAAUGUCCUAAACAGAGUAAAAUGCAUUUUUUGUGACAGCGCAUUUUUUUUA